Molecule: messenger RNA, 985 nt
Organism: Hydractinia symbiolongicarpus
Lineage: Eukaryota; Metazoa; Cnidaria; Hydrozoa; Anthoathecata; Hydractiniidae
Product: josephin-like protein
Exons: 2
Coding region: 114-698 (194 amino acids)
Biological process (GO): protein deubiquitination
Molecular function (GO): cysteine-type deubiquitinase activity
Source: RefSeq, a predicted model, not a curated record
AUCAGCAUUUCUUCUCUUCUUUUCAGGUCUUAACAUGUAAUAAAUAAAUAAAUAUGACUAAACAGGAUGCAGUAAACUUUCCCGCCAAAUGACAAACAAACAAAAUUUUUAAAAUGGCGGAUAUUUACCACGAGAAGCAGCGGUUUCAAUACUGCGCCAUUCACGCUAUUAAUAACAUGUUUCAAGAUCCUACAGCGUGCAGUAAGAAGGCGUUAGACGACGAAUGCUACGAACUGGACACACGCACUUGGAAUAAUCCUCAUAAGAGUAUGUUAAAGAUAGGCAAUUAUGAUGUGAACGUGAUAAUGAAUUUCCUGAUGAAAAAAAGCUAUAAUGUUAUCUGGUUUGACAAACGAAGGCCUGUAUCCUGCAUAAAUGUGGAAGAAGUCUUCGGUUUUUUACUAAACUCGAAAUCACCAAUCAAGAUUCGCGGAAAGUCCAUACCGCUGAAAUUCUUCAAGCAUUGGUACGCAGUGCGUAAAAUGCCGAACAGUUUAUAUUUCAAUUUAGAUUCGAAGUUAGAAAAACCUGUUAACAUAGGCAACGAAAACAAGUUAAGAGAAUUUCUGGAAAAAAGACUUAGUGAUAAGGAGACUGAAUUGUUACUAGUUGUUGAAGGAUGCAAGACCAGAGGAGACGUGGUCGUGCUCGAUGACACAAGCAGAUCAACCAAAGACAGUGCUAGCCGUACCAGCUGACACUGUGAUAGUUCUUAGCAAGUUUUGAAUCUACACCGGGCAAGACAUGGCAGUCCAGAAAGUGAAAUCCUUGCUGAAACUGAAAUUAAAAAUAACGAUAGAUUAUGAAAGCAUAAACGAAAUGAAAAAAAUUGGAGGUAAAAAGAAAAAAAUCAAUGAAAUCGUGCAAAAAGAGAAUUUGCCAUAGCAGACAACAUGACAUGUGUUUUAGGCGAGUUUUAAAUUUCGGGUAGUUUUUUUAAAAUUCCUGUUCGCACUGUUAUAAACCUUAAAAGAACACAAAAGAA